Molecule: messenger RNA, 2976 nt
Organism: Mizuhopecten yessoensis (Yesso scallop)
Lineage: Eukaryota; Metazoa; Mollusca; Bivalvia; Pectinida; Pectinidae
Exons: 4
Coding region: 152-2497 (781 amino acids)
Molecular function (GO): protein binding
Source: RefSeq, a predicted model, not a curated record
GCUUUAACUGUUUAACGCCGGCCUCGAAAGUCUCAGAGGUGUGGAAAUGAUUAGACUUUGAAGAGUAGCUUGAUCGGAAACUGUUAUUCAGGCUAGGAAGCAUUUUGGUCUGGGGAGUUUCCUUUGGAUGAUAGAACCCAACCGUGUAUAAAUGGAUGCUGAGGCCUCCCAAGGGACAAGAUCUAGAGGAAUGGAACCUAAUAGGGUGAAUCCAGCAUAUGGCUUUAAGCUGGCAGCAAUGAUAGAAACAACAGAAGCUAGGAUAAUAAAAGAAAAAGAAAAUUACACGUUUGUUCCUACCAAAAGUUUCCAGGAUGCUCAUGAGAAACUCAUGAAGAACAGGGUCGUUGUUAUCGAAGGAAACGCAGGAGAAGGGAAGACAUCCAUUGCAUUUGAACUUCUCCAUUUGCUGUGCCGUGAUGUGGAGGAGGGACAGCAGCAGCAGCAGCAGCGACGACGACGACGACGACGACAUCCUCUAGAACUGCACAAUAUCAAAGACUUGGAUUUAGUGUUGCCAACGUCACACUUAGUUAUUUAUUUAGAUGACAUCUUUGGAAAAAAUGUUGUGCACAAACAAGAUGUGGAAGAAUGGAAGCAAAGAGAAAAUUCCAUUUUUUCAAAACUGUUUGGCAAUGAGCACACAGAAGGCAAUUUUCUGAUCAUUGCAAGUCGCAGUGGAAUUUUGAGUUCUUUAAAUGGUCCUUUUUCAGAAACAGUUCUUACUAAAAAAAACAUUGUGGAACUCGGCAUAGAUGCAAGAGAAAAACUGGAAAUGUUAAAGUCAUAUGAACCAAAAGAUAAUUUUGUUUCAUGGACAGAUAAUGAAGAAAAAGAAAUUGUCAUGUGUGCACCAGAUACUGGUUUUCCACAAUGUUGCUCGUUGUUCAGAGAUGCACCUUCUUUGCACACAGAGAGGGUCAAUUUUUUUAGAAGGCCUUUUUGUUUCAUGAAAUCUUUCUUAUCUAAAUUGGAAGACGGAAAAUGUUAUAGUCUGAUGUAUCUGUUUCUGAAUGGAGGUGAAGUUAAGGAAGAAGAUUUAGACCAUCACAAUGAAAAUUUUGAUAAAAAUUUACUAGAAGAAGCAUUUGCUGUUGAUAUAGUCAAAGUUACCCCAACAGUUGAGCUUUUAUACAAUAAGGAGAGGAAAGUAGAAUUUGUAAAGGAGUCCUUGAAUUGUCUGUUGGGUUGGCUGGUGAAAAAAGAGCCUAUCCAAAAACAAGGAUUUUGUUACAAAUUCAACCAUGACUCCAUUGAGGAAACAGUGGCACUUUUGUAUGGAGAAAAAACUCCCUUAGGCUACAUACAGAACUGUCCCAGAAAAUUCCUCAGUUUUCUAACUACAUCUCCACCAAUUCCAAACAGGAUACGUUUAUCGUCAAAUAAUCAGUACAAUACCAUGUUUAAACGUUUAGUCAAAGAGUUUGAAUCGGACUAUUCUGUCUCUCAAAGUUACUGGUUUGAUAUAAAAUAUCAGCAAAUAACUUCAUUAGAUGUUUGGACAGAUACUCAGUUUCUGCAGGGAUUCAUCAGAUGGCUAAGUGAUCAGAAUGUUGACAAAAAAUUAUGCCACCAGAUAAAACUCGCCCUGUUGAAUGAAGCAUGCUCCUCUGGUGCUGAAGAGUGUGUUUUAUACCUCUUGUCCGAGGGUGUAAAACCUGAUAAGAAGACACCAUUUUACGUGGUGAAGAGGGGGAGUUUGAAUGUGUUACGUAAACUACUGGAAUAUGACGUCACUCCAAAUGCAAGGGCAGGAAGGUCGCAAUCUUCACACAUUGCUUACAAUAUCAAUGUCCUUCAGGAGGCGUGUUUGUUUGAGAGAGAAGAAAUGGUGACCAUGUUGUGUGACACUUAUCCUCACUUGGUGCACGACACUGUUGGACAAAGCACGCUCCAUCUUGUGGCACUGACAGGAAACUGUUUUAUAUUUCAAACAGUGGAAAGAACUGUGCUUACAUCCUUAUGUAGAAAACAAAAGAAGUGUGAGUCAGUAGAUGGUCGUGUGGUACAUACGAGUUGUGUGUGUGCUAGGUACAUGUCUCAGUUAGUGAAGCAUUGGGGGGAGACAGUGUUACAUGCGAGUUGUUUUGGGGGACACAAAGAUCUUUGUUUAUAUUUGUGUCAGUCGUACCCAGCGCUAACCACAGUUGUAGAUAAGUUAAGAAGAUCAGUGUUACAUUUAAGCUGCAGGUGGGGACAUGGGGAGCUUUGUGUACAUUUAUGUCGGUCGUACCCAGCACUUACCACAGUUGUAGAUAAGGACGGACAUCACUGUCUUCAUCUCAUUGCUAGGUAUAUGUCAGAUGUAAACAUAUUCAUUGAGUGUGAAACUCAGGUAAAAGAAUACCUUGAGGCAACAGGACGCAAGUAUGACAUCACAACCAUACUUGACAAAAGGGGAAGAUCAGUUUUAGACAAGGCAAAGGAACGAGUAAAGUACCGGGUGACAGAAAUUAACCCUUUGUAUGAUCAUCUUGUCCGAAUAUUCAGUCAAUAAAAAUACUCAAUAUUUAUGCUAACUGCAGUUACGUAUAUCUAUAUACUGUGUAACAUGAUAUGGAACCAAACAAAGGUUUAAGAAAAACAUUUUAUCGCUUCUCAGUGAUCACAUCUCAUGGAAUAAAAAAAAAGUUUUUUUCUUCACUUCUUGUUUUUCACCAGUGUGAGUGUGGUGUUGGGUGGGUGAGUAGGGGAUUCUGUACUGUGAGAUGGCAGUAAAGGGAUGGCAGUGUGAGUGUGGGUGUGUAAGGGAUUCUGUACUGUGAGAUGACAGUGUGAGUGUGGUGGUGUAGGGGAUUCUGUACUGUGAGAUGACAGUAAAGUGAUGUGAGUGUGGUUGUGUAAGGGAUUCUGUACUGUGAGAUGUGAGUGUGGUGGUGUGUGGAUGAGUAGGGUAUUCUGUACUGUGAGAUGACAGUAAAGGGAUGACAGUGUGAAUGUGGUGGUGUGUUGAUGAGUAGGGGAUUCUGUACUGUG